This is a messenger RNA of Closterium sp. NIES-67, 1218 nucleotides long. The record is from the annotation of a GenBank genome assembly. Lineage: Eukaryota; Viridiplantae; Streptophyta; Zygnematophyceae; Desmidiales; Closteriaceae.
CUUAUACAUCCUUUCGCGGUAGUUGUCCAAACUACCUGUCAGUCGUCUCGGUCAGGGUCAUCCAUCAGCCGCCAUGGCAAACACUCCUCUGAAUCCAUCCGCCGCAGCAAUGGCAGCAGCCCAGGCUAUAGUAGCACUGCGGAAAGUCUCCAAGGCGGCCGCUAACGCCAACCUGAAAGUUCCGGAAAAUGCACCAACUGAUGAAGCUCGUCUCUGCGAGAUUGAGCUCAACCACUUCCGUGGCAUGGACGACCGUGAGCUAGAGCUUACGCUGCACGUCACGAACCUCAGCCGUGCGAUCACACGUGAAGAGCUUCUCCAAUUAUUCUCGUUCUGCGGAAAUGUCACACGAUGUGACUAUCUCAACAACGACAGGUCCGUUGCUCAUAUUCGCUAUUCAACCCCAGAAGAAGCGAAGGUCGCUUUGGACAUGAACGACAUAGCGAUUGCAGAUGUGAAGCUGAAGGUUGAGCUGGCGAAAACUGCUCAAGCUAGAAUCCAGACAGCUCUGACUGCUUCUGCCAACGCGAUUUCCAACUUCCUCCCCGGACGUGAAGGGAGAGCUACAGCCGCGUUACAGGAAAUUGUGGCGAAGCCGUUGUUGCAAUUUCAAGAAGCGCUUGCUAUGCAGCAGAAUGCCGCUCGGAAGCCGAAGGGCUCGUGCCCCGCCUCAGCUGCAGCUGCUCUGGCAAUGCAGAGAGCUAAGGAGAUCAGCAAGGUUCUGACAUCUAAUGCAUCAGCAAGUGAUCCGUUACAGAAAAGCAGGUACGAGAACGUCUACACAGAUGGCAAGAAGAAGCCUGACUUUCAACCCAGUCUUGGACUCUCCUUCAAGUGGCAUUCAGGUCGUUAUGAAAACGGAGCAGCUCAUGACAGGAGGAGAGGCUCUGGCCGUUCUGAGAACGUCACGGCACAAGACACAAGAAAAGCCUCUUCGUACAUUGGUUCAAAACGCAGGCAAGAGUGGGGAGACAGCUAUCAUGGUUACAAGCAUGAAGCCAAGAAGAGAACGUUCCAAGGCAAACCGAGCUCCCAUGAGGCAUUCUGUGAAAGGUGGCAGAUGCUGCAUGAGAGGACCCUCGACACUCAUGGAUUCCAUGCAGAAGAAUGAAGCCACAUGCAACUAGUCUAGCUGAAUAGCAUUUACAGAGAGCUUCAGGGCAUUAUAUCUAGAAAGUGCUGUAGCUGUAUAUGAAGUUAUUGCAAUAAAUCAAGCCU